AUGACAGCCUCUCCCAAGCCCGAGAAGAACACCAGCCAGCCAACCAUCUCCAUCUCAUCCAACGACCCUCUCGCCCAUCUCUCAAGAACACUAGCCCAGCACCAAACCCAUCUCGUCAAGCUAUACACCUCACUCGGACAUUCCGACCCUCAGUCAUGCGCGGCUGACAAGAUCUCCGAUCUCCACGUCGGAAUACUCGAUACCAUCGAAGCGCAGGCCAAGGAGGCAGAGAAGGAGGUCUCCCAACUCACUCAAUCCGUCAACGAACUCACCGAACAGAUCAAACAGCUCAGGAUCAGACUAGGCCAUCUCGACCUGGAAGCCCAGCUGGUGAUCCCCCAUGAAGCCUUGGUACCCAAAAUCGAACGCAUCAAAAAAAUCCUCGACGACCUCUCUCAAAUCAAAUUCGACCGAGAGAUUCAGGUCGAAAACCUCCUCAAACGUCUCGAAAGUUUCGCCCCCAUCCUAGGCGAUCAGUUCAUCCAGGAUGCCAUCACCAAAUCCAAUCAGAGCUUGAGAAUCGGUCAGAUGUUCGGGGCCAAUCUUAGCCUGGAGUAUAUAUCCCGUCUAGAUAAACAAUCCGAAGAGUUUGAACAGGAAGUCUCUCGACGAGGUCAAACCCUGCUGGAUCACAUCAAUAUGAUCUUCAAUCUAUGGGGACACCUCGGUAUCUCGCCCGCCUCACCCUCGGCGAAUCCUAGCUUGGACCAUUCAGAUAUCGACCCGGUCGUCCUCGCUCAUCUCGGCUUUAAGGAUGUCGCAGUGACCGUCAAUGGGGACAUCAAACCGAUCGGCCAUUGUGAAUCCGUCAAAAUGUUGCCGACUACCACCAACCUGGAGAAAGUCCAGGCUAGACAGAAUUGGCUGGAUACAGAACGUCAGAAGCGCGAAGAGCAGAUCCAAAAUUGGUAUGAUGAACUAUGCGUGCUAUGGACCCGAUUGGGUGUACCGGAAGAUGAACAGGAGCAAUUUGUUGAAUCAUGGAGAGGUCUUAGCGAGCAAUGUGUCGAAGGAUACGAAGCUGAGCUGAAGAGGAUGAUCGAAGCUAAGAAGGAACAUAUGGUCCUCUUUGUCCAGAAGGAAAGAGACUCGAUCAUCGAACUCUGGGAUCAAAUGUAUGUUGCCGAAAAUGAACGCGCCAAUGUUUCGAUCAUGUAUUCCGAUGACUAUUCUGAAGAGCUUCUUGCUUCUCAUGAAAAACUCAAAGUACAAUUACUUGACGAUUUGAGCGAUAAAAAAGCACUAUUGAAUCUACUCAAUAAGUACUUCACCCUGUUACAAGAAGCCCAUGAGUUAGAGGUGGCCGAAAAAGAUCCAAACCGAUUUGCCAAAGGAAAAAGAGGUGAUCCAGGGAGACUAUUAAGAGAAGAGAAAAUCCGAAAACGAGUAACUAAAGAGAAACCUAAACUCGAAACUGAUCUCAAAACAUUAAUCCCUGAAUGGGAAAACGAACGAGGUAGGCCAUUUAUGGUGAAUGGUAGUCGGUUUCUCGAAGAUCUUGUGAUCCGUUUGGACCAAGAGGCGGCUUCCAAAACGCAAGCUUCCGGGCGAUCCAAGUCGACGAUUCCCCCGGCACAGUCAGUGAAGCGACAACAGACGGGAAACCUAUCACGACCAGGAUCACCAGUCAAGCGGACCCGGACGGGAGAAAACACGCGAGCGAAGGGGGCGGCGAGUGGGGUGACCCGAGGGAGUGCGAAUCCGUUUGGGACGGCGACGCCGCGACCAGGAUCGAAGGCCAGCAGUAUCAGCUCUACCACGGCUGGCGCACGCCAACAGAGACUAGCUCCCCAGCCGACCGGCACAAGCUCUGUCUACAACACCCGCAAUCGCAGUCACACCAAUAAUUCUCGGCCGCCCGUCGCCUUGCAAUACCAACGUACCGGCUCUUCUAUGUCAUAUUACAACCCCGUCACGCCAACUCCCAUGCCGCGUGGACCGGCCUCCUUGACAUCAACUGUUGAACUAACAAGCACGGCCGAAAACGCAACCGCCGAGCCGGCGGCCUGUGAUACCCAAGCCCCCAUUGAACCUUCCGCUCGUUCGGUUUCUGUGCAAUCCAGCUGUCCUGGAAUCCCUCCAGGUUGGCCGACAACAAGCACUCAAGCUGCCGUUCCACCUGCUGCUGCUGCUACUGUUCCUCCUACUGAAUGCCAACAACAGCCAACAAAUCAAACUAGGAAACCGCAAGGACAAGUGGGGACGAAGAAAUAUACCAGCUUCAUUCCUCCUAAUGUGGGUUUAGGUAAAGGGAUGCCAGCGCCCCCGCUCAAGAAAGGCAUCUUUCGACCCCGACCGUCUUCUGUUCUCCUUAAUCCUCCUCCUCCCCAUCCUCCCCUAUCCCUAGUUCACCCAAAUCAGCAUCCUCCAUCCACCGAAUCUGAACCUCAGUUGAGGAUCGUCUCUGGAUCGUCUGAGGCUUCCAGUCAUACCCAGCUCGUCACCUCGUUCAUCGAUCAUCAUAUUCAUCACGAUCAACAGCAGGAACAAGAGCCGGUGGAUCAUCAGCAUAAAUCGGAUCAGUUGCUGCUGCAGAACCAGUCCGACAUCGAUGAUUCAAAUAAUCCCGAGGUCCUUCAUCUUGUUUAA
This is a messenger RNA of Puccinia graminis f. sp. tritici CRL 75-36-700-3, 2589 nucleotides long. RefSeq lists its product as uncharacterized. Lineage: Eukaryota; Fungi; Basidiomycota; Pucciniomycetes; Pucciniales; Pucciniaceae. The record is from RefSeq and is a predicted model, not a curated record. The coding region runs from base 1 to 2589 and encodes 862 amino acids. Gene Ontology annotation, cellular component: cytoplasm; spindle; mitotic spindle midzone. Gene Ontology annotation, molecular function: microtubule binding. The transcript has 7 exons. Gene Ontology annotation, biological process: microtubule cytoskeleton organization; mitotic spindle midzone assembly.